AUGGCCACUAAUAACAGCAUCUGGCACAAAACAUCCGUCGAGGUUGCCGAGGAGCAAGGCCGGAGAUAUCACGCCGUGACAACCACAAUUGCUGGGCAGAAACGACCUCGCGCUGAGUCUGCCCAUCCCACUGCGCCGAAACCAACAAUCUUGCCCAGUCACACCUCGCUAGUGCAGAGAGCAUCAAGUUUACCACCUGGGCCCCCGAAGCUUGUCGCGAGCCCGAUCAUCUCAUUGAGCCCGGCGGCUACUCAAGGUCCAUCUGAAUACACACAGCGAAGAGAGCUCCAGCCCACGCCUUCGUCGUCUUCGGAUCCCUUACUCGCUCUUGCCCAUCCGUAUUAUGGACUUCCACGUUCCUUGGUCCGGAACUUCUACAGCCUGGGUAUCAAAAUAAUGUAUCCAUGGCAAAAAGCAUGCCUUCGCGGACCGGGGCUUCUCGCUGGCGAAAGAAACCUCGUUUAUAGUGCUCCGACCGGAGGUGGAAAGUCUCUCGUGGCUGACGGCAAGUUCACGACAGUCUUGAUGCUGAAGAGGGUGCUCGAGGAAAAGAACGCCAAGGUCCUUUUGGUUCUACCCUAUGUCGCCCUUGUACAGGAAAAGGUCCGUUGGCUUCGAAACAUCGUCCAGGGCGUAAUGAAACCAAAAGAUGAGAUUGACGACGAAAAACGCAUCUGGAGGCAGCGAGCAGACGAAGGCACGAUCAGGGUCAUUGGGUUCUUUGGGGGAAGCAAGAUUAAGCCAACUUGGUCCGACUUUGACAUUGGCGUGUGUACCAUAGAGAAGGCCAACGCACUUGUCAAUACGGCGAUAGAUGAUUGCACCAUUAAACAUUUAAAGUCAGUUGUCCUUGACGAACUUCACAUGAUCGACGAUGACCAUCGCGGGUAUCUGAUGGAAUUAAUGGGCACAAAGUUGCUCACCCUGCCUCAACCGGUGCAAAUCAUCGGCAUGAGCGCUACCAUGUCUAACAUCAGUCUCUUGGCUACGUGGCUGGGAGCUCAUUCGUAUGAAACGCGCUAUCGUCCAGUGCCGAUCGAAGAACAUCUCGUUUACGAGGGCAACAUAUACCCAGCGACAACGACAAGCGAGCUGCUGAAGACGGCCAAGAACCUUAAUACAGCCACUCAAAAGACGGGAUCAAGAGCCACAAGACGCAUAGAACCUUCCGGUCACAAGGAAUUCCAAGAUCCCGUACUCAACGCUGUUGUUUCACUUGCUAGCGAGACUGCUAAGGCUGGCUACGGAGCCUUGGUCUUCGCCAGCAGUCGUUACGGCUGUGAAGCAGACGCCCGUUGGAUUGCCAAAGUCAUGCCUGCUGUAGACGAGCUCGAAUCUGGUCUAGUUGAGAAGAGGACUGAACUCAUGGCCGAGUUGCGUAGUCUCGGAACAGGUAUCGAUCCUGUUCUGGAAGAGACGGUACCCAUGGGCGUUGCAUUUCACCAUGUCAGUUCACAUUAG
Colletotrichum lupini is the source of this 1461-nucleotide messenger RNA. RefSeq names its product DEAD/DEAH box helicase. Gene Ontology annotation, molecular function: nucleic acid binding; ATP binding. Bases 1 to 1461 code for a protein of 486 amino acids. The transcript has 5 exons. The record is from RefSeq and is a predicted model, not a curated record. NCBI's taxonomy places the organism in Eukaryota, Fungi, Ascomycota, Sordariomycetes, Glomerellales, Glomerellaceae.